Molecule: messenger RNA, 1368 nt
Organism: Aspergillus alliaceus
Lineage: Eukaryota; Fungi; Ascomycota; Eurotiomycetes; Eurotiales; Aspergillaceae
Exons: 1
Coding region: 1-1368 (455 amino acids)
Source: RefSeq, a predicted model, not a curated record
AUGUCCGAUUUUCUGAUCGAACGCCUGCAUGACGUUGCUAUUGGGCGUACCCGUGACCCCAAAGACAAGACCAAAAUCACUGCACUCGAGAAUUUAGUUGGUGGCUUGUCUUCCGAACAGCUGAGAGAGGUCCGAAAGGCUUAUGUGGAUCGCUACUUUGUCGACCCGGAACACCACUUGCGCAGCUUUGAUGUGUACCAGGAACUUCCACCUCUCAGACUCGACCCUGACCUUCUGAUUGACCUGCUCGGCAUUCUGAACAAAUCUGACAUUGACCACGAUGUCAGCUAUAUCGGACAACUCCUGGAGAAAGCUAGAAAGGGAACUUUGACGGAGCAGGAUCGUAGGGAGUACUACAGCUUGCUUCCACGCAUAGGCUUAUGGGACUCGCCUGCACGUAAGCCAUCCGAGAACCAGAAUGUUGAUUCAUACGAGCGACGCUUGCGUCUCAGGGCUUGGGGAAAGGCGUCAGAUGUGGGAUUCGAUGCGGCCCUCAAAGAGAUCGAAAGCGGAUUCCCCACGUCCACGAUCAAGCUUGAUACUUUCAGACAUAAAAAUAUUGCCGUCAUAGCCAGCUCACACGGUGCUCAGUGGCAGGAGCUUGUGGAUUGGGCACUUGGCAUGAUUGACGCGGGCUACACUCUACAGAUCUUCACCCCGUUUGGGCGGCCGCUCGCGAUACAGCGAGACAGUAUGUUAGUCCGCGAGCCGCCUACUGAGGCCGUUGCCGUCUCGUUGGGUCUUCCAGGGGUUGGACUAGGAGCUCCUCUUCGCUUGGACCCUCUCCGCUUGCCAAGACAAACACUUGACGCCCUGCUUGGAAAUGCCGUCGGGGCUGAUCGUUUUGACGCGAACCAAUUCGGGGCUGUGUACCUAGCAGGGGGGCUUGGAUUCAAUGAGGAUGUGGCUGUCACUUCACCAAAAAGUGCAGAUGAUGUUGCGCACGCGAAUAUUGUGGCGACCCCUCACAUUGCCCAAAUGAUGAGCAACGCAGUUCAGCAUCGUCUGCCAAUCAUCGCUCUGUGUCACGGCCCUACCCUUUUGGCCUGUCUGGAUAUCGAAAUUGACGGCAAACGUGAAAAAUUGGUUAAAGGCGUGGAGGUGGCAGCGCUUCCAGCCCUGGAGCCUAUGGUACAUGCACAAGGGAAGCUGGAACCACAAUUCAGCUUUUAUACUUGGAAGACCCAUGACAUCCUUGCUGAGGCUGGAGCUAUCGUGGAUGAGCAGACUGAUUUGCAGGAUAUGACAAUCGUCAAGACCGGCGUUCGAGAUGGCCUGUAUCUUGCUACAGGUCCUGGGCCCCAAACUGCGUUGAAUCUGAUCAACGCAACCAUAUAUGCCAUCAAUAAGCGUUGGAACAAUGUUUAG